GUCUAACAAACGUCGAUAACUCGAUCCGGAUCCAAAGAAGCACAAACGUGAUUUGCCGGUCGUAAACCCCGGCGUGAAUUUUCCAAGAGUAAAAUUGGUUUGAGGAUCACUGCCUCAAGUCAGUUGGGUCAAGUCAAACAUCCUAGUGAUCAUCAUGGCAGCUAAGAAUACUACAGCCAUUUUGGCUCGGUUGCGGAAAGCAAUGAAAUCUCUGCCAGAGCCGGUCCAAGCUUACAUCAUUCCUUCUGGGGACGCACAUCAGAGUGAAUAUAUCGCUCCAUGUGACUGCAGGAGAAUGUAUGUUUCCGGAUUCACUGGAUCUUCAGGUACUGCUGUCGUCACGGAAACCAAAGCAGCUUUGUGGACAGACGGUCGCUACUUUUUACAGGCAGAGCGGCAAAUGGACUCCAACUGGACAUUGAUGAAAAUGGGUUUGACCUCCACCCCUUCUCAGGCCGAGUGGCUGGCUAAGGAACUACCAGUUGGAGGAAAGGUUGGGGUGGAUCCCUACCUGAUGUCGUUAGAUGCGUGGAAGCCGAUGUGUAAACACCUUAAGAGUACUGGCCAUAGCAUGGUACCCAUCACCCAGAACCUGGUGGACUUGGUGUGGGACGAUCAACCAGACCCACCUACUAACACCCUUCUUAUCCUCCAGGAUAGCUACACAGGAAGGAAAUGGGAAGACAAAGUUACGGCCAUCCGAGGGAAAAUGAAUCGGGAGAAAUGUGGAGCCUUAGUCGUAACAGCGCUGGACGAGGUGGCAUAUUUAUUUAAUCUGCGUGGGUCCGAUAUCGAGUACAAUCCUGUUUUCUUUUCCUAUGCCGUCCUCACACAAGACAGUGUUAAUCUGUUUAUAAGUGAGGAUAAGGUGGAUGGGGCUGUCAAACAGCAUCUACAGCUGAAUGGCUCGAGUGGUCCAAAGGACAUCAGGGUGACCGUUCACGACUACAAAGACAUUGGCAAGUUUGUGUCUAGUCUUCCAGACCGAGUGGAGGGUAAAAUAUGGAUCAGUUCGAAGUCCAGCUAUGCCCUGAGUAAUUCAAUACCAAAGGCCCUGAGAGUAAAUCUACCCUCACCCAUCGCCCAGAUGAAAGCUGUGAAAAAUCCUGUGGAACUCAAGGGAAUGAAGAGAGCACAUGUGAAGGAUGCUGUGACGUUAUGUGAAUUCUUUUCUUGGUUAGAGCGGGAGAUCCCCAAAGGUAACAUCACAGAGGUAUCGGCUGCUGAUAAACUGGAGGAAAUUAAACGGGGUCAGGAAGACUAUGUUAGUUUGAGCUUCACGACCAUCUCCAGUACAGGGGAACACGGAGCUGUUAUACACUACAAACCUACUGCAGAAACAGACAGGCAGCUGACAACAGAGGAAAUGUAUCUGUGUGACUCGGGGGCUCAGUACAAGGACGGAACUACAGAUGUGACCAGGACAAUUCACUUUGGUACGCCAUCAGAUUUCCAGAAGGAAUGCUUCACCAGAGUUUUGAAGGGACACAUAAACUUAUCAAAUGUUGUGUUUCCCAAUGGUGUCAAAGGACACAGUCUGGACACAUUGGCCAGAACAGCACUGUGGGAAUCCGGUUUGGAUUAUAUGCAUGGUACAGGGCACGGCGUAGGGGCCUUCCUUAAUGUACAUGAAG
Messenger RNA from Pecten maximus, 1634 nucleotides. Its product is annotated as xaa-Pro aminopeptidase 1-like. Gene Ontology annotation, molecular function: metalloaminopeptidase activity. The record is from RefSeq and is a predicted model, not a curated record. NCBI's taxonomy places the organism in Eukaryota, Metazoa, Mollusca, Bivalvia, Pectinida, Pectinidae.